Molecule: messenger RNA, 1155 nt
Organism: Closterium sp. Naga37s-1
Lineage: Eukaryota; Viridiplantae; Streptophyta; Zygnematophyceae; Desmidiales; Closteriaceae
Source: the annotation of a GenBank genome assembly
AUGUUGUUCCACGCGGCGGGCGCGGAGGGCAGUCGGCCGACGUUCUUCGAGAUGGCGGCGGCGGACUUCCUCCCCGCCUCGCUAAAAGCCGCCGCGCUAUACGCCCUCGGGGUGUUGGCACAGCACCGUCCCUCGCUGCACCGCCUGCUGGACCACAGCGACGAGCUCUCUGCUGCUGCGCUGCUGCUGCUGGAGUGGCACUCGCUCAAAACACAUGGCGCCUCCUUUGGUGAGUCCAUGUACGGCCUUCGCCGCAUCUCCACCGUUCCCCACCGCCCUUCACCCAGCCAAGCAGCACUACGAACAGGGGCCACAGCAGGGGGAGCAGCAGGAGGGGCGGAGGGGGCAGGCAGAGGAGAGAGGGCGGCAGGGGGACAGGAGGGCGGGUCAGCAUCAUACGGCAUGUCUCGCAAGCAGCGGGCGCUGUCUCUUCUCUUUCUGGUUCUCCUGCCCUACCUGCGCGCCAAGCUGCAUGCUCUGUUUGCUAUAAGCUUUGCUGCUGAUACACCCGCUUCUACCCCCACCUGCUCGUCCCGUUCCUCCGCUCCAGUUGCUGCUGAUACACCCGCUUCUGCCCCCACCUGCUCGUCCCGUUCCUCCGCUCCAGUUGCUGCUGAUACACCCGCUUCUGCCCCCACCUGCUCGUCCCGUUCCUCCGCUCCAGUUGCUGCUGAUACACCCGCUUCUGCCCCCACCUGCUCGUCCUUCUCUUCCGCUUUUGCUACUGCUGAUGAGCACGCCUGUGCCCCCACCUUCCCGUCCUUCCCUUCCGCUUUUGCUACUGCUGAUGUGCACGCCUGUGCCCCCACCUUCCCGUCCUUCCCUUCCGCUUUUGCUACUGCUGAUGUGCACGCCUGUGCCCCCACCUUCCCGUCCUUCCCUUCCGCUUUUGCUACUGCUGAUGUGCACGCAUGUGCCCCCACCUUCUCGUCCUUCCCUUCCGCUUUUGCUACUGCUGAUGUGCACGCCUGUGCCCCCACCUUCUCGUCCUUCCCUUCCGCUUUUGCUACUGCUGAUGUGCACGCCUGUGCCCCCACCUUCCCGUCCUUCUCUUCCAAUUUUGCUACCGCUGAUGUGCACACCUGUGCCCUCACCUUCCCGUCCUUCUCUUCAACUUUUGCUACUGCUGAUGUGCACGCCUGUGUAGGUCUGUAA